AUGACUUUCGCCUCUCGUUUUGAUGUUCGAGAGCUGUCCAGGCAGAACAAAAUAACGCAGCAGAUUCUGGAGGCGUAUAUUCAAAAGAAGCUUGGUCUGGCGAGUACAAAUGUUAGGGCGCCAUCCAUUUUCGACAUACUACCAAUGAAGAAGACCGAAGAUCGACCGAUUCGGGAGUCAUCAGCCAACAGUAGCACCGACACAUAUGAUCUCAAUUACCAAGAACAAUCUGACGUUCCUGAAAACCAGGAUUAUGUUGAAGACGACAAUUUGCAAACUGUUGAAAGCGAACAAAUAGAUUCUAUAUAUUCAGAAGGUAGGAGUAAGAAAUACGCUGGUCAGACAUACGAAAACGAACUAGAACCGGGAUAUCAUUGUUCGAGUUGCAACGAAGACGAAUUAGGCGUGACGAGAUGGACCAUGCCUUUACUCAAAUCUGGUGACAAAAGAUACUAUCUGGGGAUAUUCUUUAAGGCUAACUGGUUCAAAGCUCAACAAUACUGCAGAUUCCACGGCAUGCAUCUCGCCUCGAUUUCAUCACAAGAAGAGAAUGACAGAUUAGAAAAAUAUGUCCGUGAAUCAGGUUACGGCCGUGAACAUUUCUGGACAUCCGGUACCGAUUUGGCUGAAGAAGGAAACUUCUUCUGGCUGGCUAACGGCAGACCUUUGACCUUCGUCAACUGGAAUGCUGGAGAACCAAACAACUUCAGAUACGAAAACGGUGAAGAGGAGAACUGUUUAGAACUAUGGAACAGGGACGACAAGGGUUUGAAAUGGAAUGACUCACCAUGCUCCUUCGAAACCUACUUCAUCUGCGAAGUACGAACCGAUUAA
This is a messenger RNA of Danaus chrysippus (African queen), 834 nucleotides long. The record is from the annotation of a GenBank genome assembly. Lineage: Eukaryota; Metazoa; Arthropoda; Insecta; Lepidoptera; Nymphalidae.